This is a messenger RNA of Cynara cardunculus var. scolymus (artichoke), 984 nucleotides long. RefSeq lists its product as uncharacterized. The record is from RefSeq and is a predicted model, not a curated record. NCBI's taxonomy places the organism in Eukaryota, Viridiplantae, Streptophyta, Magnoliopsida, Asterales, Asteraceae. The coding region runs from base 31 to 888 and encodes 285 amino acids. The transcript is spliced from 4 exons.
CAGAUUUCUAGCAAUUUUAUUCCGGAAAUCAUGGAUGUUCAUCCUACACCUUUUCCUGGCAACAAACCCCAGUCGGUGAAAUCGAAAUACAAGAAGAUCUCUGAAGCACCGAAACAGAAGAUUAAAGAAGCACCGAUUCAAAGGAACCGGCGUACCUUCGGCACUAUUAGAAAUCCCAAUGUCCCAGCAAAAACAUUGCCGGAAAAGCCCAAGCCAAAAACAUCGAAUCAGAUAUCCGUAAAACAACCAAAAACAGAGCCGGAGACUGCUCCAGUAUCAAAAACAGAAUCGGCAAAGAAAACCCCUCAAAAUGGGAGCAAUGAGAAGGCAAAAUUGAGGAAGAAGAAGAGCGUUUCUUUCCCUGAAAAACUUGAGGAAUCAAUUACAAAGAGAUCUCCGGCUGGAGAAGUUGACGGAGUGAAAACUCCAGUGAGACCACCGUUUUCUGUUAAACCCAUCAGAAUCUCGGGAACUCCAUAUCUAAGUGCUGAAACGUGUAGCAGUUGUCGGUUUGAUAGGCUGGAGACUGCGUCGUAUUGGCUGGGUCAGAUCAAAUCAGCAGAGUCCGUCGGCAAGCAUUUUGUCUCCGCCGCUUUCUUCCGUCUUGCCAACGACUGCAAAGCAGAGCCUGCUCGAACUCUUCUAGUGGAAUUAAAGAAAUAUUUAACUCGUUACGAUCAAUUAUGUACCAAGACUGAAUGGAAAGAAGUGUCUCGUAUGUAUGGAAUAUUGAAGAAAGAGACUGAAACUAAAAGUAAUGAAGAUCAUGGGAACUUGUUUUAUGAGGAUACAGGUACGCAAGGAGGUGCUACCGAUGACCAAGAACAAAGAGUAGAGGACGCUGAUGAUAACGAUACUGUGAAAGAAAUAUUUAUACAAGAAACUUAGAUUUGAAUAAUUAUUAGGGUUUUUGAGAGAUUGUUUGUAAGUGUAAAAUUGUGUGUUAGAAUUAUUUUAUAUUUAUAUUGGAGUCAGUGUGGAUUG